CAUCUGCACCCAAAACGACAACAACAGCACCUGCAACACCAGCAACAACAACAAUUGCCGCCACACUAUAACAAGGAUCGAAUGCUUGCCGCUGACAGCACAGUAAUGAUACCCUUUAUUAACAACACACAACCGCUAAAGGACGCACAACAAUUGCAGAAGCACAACUAUAAUUCAAGUCAGCCCGGUAACUCUUUGGUCACCUUGCUGGCCAUCAAUGACAGCCAAUUAAAUGUCGGCGUCUCUAUAAGCGGACUCUGUGAGAGCAUCUCUUCUAGUCCCAAUCAUUAUAGCAAUAUCAAUAACACCAACAGAAAUAAUAAGAACAACACAAACAAUAAUAAUAACAACAAUAAAAAUGUUGAUGCCAAGUUAAAUGCUCCAUCUAGCGGUGGUUUCAGCAAUAGUGAAAUAAUCGAAUCUAAUCGAAUAAUCGAAUCAGACACAAUGCCAAUAUUUACCAACAACCGCAACAGUAAACAUCCGGCAACAGUCAAUGGUGUUGAAGCUUUAAAUAGAAUUAGUCCCGUGUUGUUGCAAAUGUCAAACACUGUGGAGUAUCAUCAGCUGAAGCCAUUGGAGAAUGUUGCAAGUUCUGCUGAGGCAGCUAUUGUAAGAACCUCAAGUGUCCCAAGCUCAACAACGGCACAGUUGUUGAACUUUGAGGAGGCUGGCACUAAGGAUACUUCAGUUAUUGUUGCUGCUGGUAAUGGCCUUGCUGCUGAUACGACAACAGUUGCUUCUGAAGAGGCAACAAGCACUGCCAAUCGUAGAUCGUUGCAUAGCAUUGAAAAAUUAGCAGCUAGUUCAUGUGUCACAAACAAAACAACAAGUACAACACAACAACAACAGUUGCAUUAUGAACAACAACGGGCUGACAAUCUUAGUGACUCCAAUGUCAGCUCAGAUGAUGAGUUCAUGUCGGAGGAUGAAUUUGGUCUAGAGAUCGAUGAUCAUAGGGGCUAUCAGGAGACCAACUCACCCCAUUUGCAACAAAGUUACAACGGAGCUGCUCAUUUGGCAAAGGUUACAUGUUGCUGCCCCAGCUGUUGGUGCUGGUGGAAACUCUGUUUCUGGUGCCUCAAAAUGUCCGGCAAUGUUGGCGGCAAUGCGGGCGGUGGCGCGGGUACAACUGUUGAUGGUGUUCAUUAUGCUGGCACGAGUGCCACAUCCGGCGGUGGCGAGGCCAUCGAUUUCAAGCAUCUGUUUGAGGAGCUUUGCCCUGUUUGCGGUGACAAGGUGAGCGGCUAUCAUUAUGGCCUGCUCACCUGCGAGUCCUACAAGGGAUUCUUCAAACGCACCGUUCAAAAAAAGGUCUACACUUGUAUCGCGGAGCGUACCUGCCACAUUGAUAAGACUCAGCGCAAACGUUGUCCAUACUGUCGCUACCAAAAGUGCCUCGACGUGGGCAUGAAACUGGAAGCUGUUCGAGCGGAUCGCAUGCGUGGCGGACGGAACAAGUUUGGACCGAUGUACAAAAGGGAUCGAGCGCGGAAGCUGCAGGUGAUGCGUCAGCGUCAAUUGGCGCUUCAGGCGUUGCGCAGUUCGAUGGGAUCGGGCGAAAAGCAGACGACUCUAUUGCCGGGCUGCCAGCAAUCAUAUUCGAAUAUGAAUCUUAAGCAAGAAAUACAAAUACCGCAGAUAUCCUCACUUACACAGUCGCCGGAUUCGUCGCCUAGUCACAUUGCUGUAGCUUUGGGUCAGGUGAAUGCGAGCGGGAGUGGUGUGAUAGCCACUCCCAUGAAUGUCGGCAAUGCGAUUGGCAGCUAUGUCAAUGGCAGCUCCUUAUUGGGAAAUGGCAACGGCAACAACAGCAACAACAGCAACAAUACCAACAGCAGCGGUGGCAGUGAAGGUGGUGGAGGUGGAGCAGGUGGCAACAAAAAGAACAACAAUGACGAUAAUUUGCAACGUAAUGACAACAACAGCAAUGGCAACAGCAACAGCAGCAGCCAUGAAACCGGCACUGAAUCUCUGCAGAACACAGCGAAAUCAAAGUUGUGCUUCGAUUCUGAGACACACUCAUCGAGCACAGCCGAUGUGUUCAUCGAUCCACUGAGGGUUUUACCAAAGAUACGCGAAUUUGUGCAAUCGAUCGAUGAUCACGAAUGGCAGACGCAACUGUUUGCGCUGCUACAGAAGCAGACGUACAAUCAGGUGGAAGUAGAUCUCUUUGAGUUAAUGUGUAAAGUGCUUGAUCAGAAUCUGUUCUCGGAAGUUGAUUGGGCAAGAAACACCGUCUUCUUUAAGGAUUUGAAGGUGGACGAUCAAAUGAAGCUACUGCAGCAUUCGUGGUCCGAUAUAUUAGUGCUGGAUCACCUUCAUCAUCGCAUACAUAACGGUCUGCCAGAUAUGACGCCACUGAAUAACGGUCAGAUCUUUAAUGUAUUGAACCUCGGCCUUCUGGGCGUUCCCCAAUUAGCCGAUUACUUUAAUGAAUUGCAGAAUAAACUGCAGGAUCUGAAGUUCGAUAUGGGCGAUUAUGUGUGCAUGAAAUUUCUAAUACUGUUAAAUCCAGACGUACGCGGCAUUGUCAACAAAAACACCAUCUUGGAGGGGCACGAAAGUGUACAGACAGCGCUGCUGGAUUACACGCUUACGUGUUAUCCAUUAGUAAAUGACAAAUUCAGGAGGCUAUUAAACAUACUAACGGAGAUCCGCGCCAUGGCUGCACGGGGUGAAGAGUAUCUCUACUCGAAGCAUUGCACCGGUAGUGCGCCAACGCAGACACUGCUCAUGGAGAUGUUGCAUGCCAAAAGGAAGGUAUAA
Messenger RNA from Drosophila innubila, 2769 nucleotides. Its product is annotated as nuclear hormone receptor FTZ-F1-like. Gene Ontology annotation, cellular component: RNA polymerase II transcription regulator complex. Lineage: Eukaryota; Metazoa; Arthropoda; Insecta; Diptera; Drosophilidae. The record is from RefSeq and is a predicted model, not a curated record. Gene Ontology annotation, molecular function: RNA polymerase II cis-regulatory region sequence-specific DNA binding; zinc ion binding; nuclear receptor activity. Gene Ontology annotation, biological process: tissue development; regulation of transcription by RNA polymerase II; hormone-mediated signaling pathway.